AAUGAAGCAUUUUGGUCACUCUGCCUGAAACAGUCUGGCAACUCAGAACCGGACCACCUGAUGGGAACGUCGGAAAAGGAGGGAAGAAAAACAUUAAUAUAUAGUUUGUUAUUCCUAUAACAUUAAAGGAACCGCGAAAAUGGGUGGCGGAGAUCUGAACUUAAAAAAAUCGUGGCAUCCAAACACAAUGAAAAAUCAGGAGCGUGUUUGGAAAGCGGAGGAGCAAGCAAAAAUGGAGGAACAGAAACUGCAGGACCUGAGAAAGGAAAUCAACGAGGAGCGGGAUAGAGAGGAGCUGAAAAGACUAGGCGAGAGUAGUGGUGUUCUAUCUGGAAGUGCUGGAGCUGCCGGCGCUAAGUUGGAAUGGAUGUAUAAAAAUAGCACCGAGCUAAUAAACCGCGAGGAGUACCUUCUGGGACGAAAGAUCGACAAGUCCUUUGAGACUCUGCAGGCCGAGGAGAGUCGACAAGAGCAAAGCGUCCUAGGAGUCAAGCAGUCUAUUAACCAUGUUGAGCACGAUUGCGUCCCCUUCUCCAUCAGACACUACCGCUCCCUGCAGUCAAAUGAGCAAGUGGACAUACAGCGCAAGACUCUUGAAGAUCCGCUUAUGCUCAUCAAACAGCGUGAGAUGGAAUCACGUCGCAAACUUCUAGAGAAUCCCGUCAAGCUAAAGGAAAUUCAUCGAAUCCUAAAAACCGAACAAGACCUAAAAUUCGCUAAGGAAAAACAAAAAUCGAACAGUAAAAAAUCUAAGAAAAAAAAGAAAAAGAGUAAAAAUUCGAGUGAUUUGGACUCUAGUAGUGAUAGUAGUAACUCUGAUGAGGACUUAGACCGAAUGUUGGCUCGCCAAGUUAGCAAACUGAAAGGAGAUUCCCAUAAUAGUGAAUUAAAACUGGAAAAACUGCUAGAUGCAAAAUAUAGGACUAUAUCAAAACAACUAGACAUUGCCACUAAAAAAAAAGGGAACAAAAAAUCAAAGAAAAAAACUCGCUACAGUAGUGAAGAAAGCAGUAACGAAAGAGAAAAACAGAAGAAAUCAAGGCAAAGAAGCCGGGAAAGUCCCCAUAGGACAACCCGAAGCAGGAGUCCAGAAGCCAGAAAUAUAAACCAGAGGCGUCAAGAAAGGAGUAGGAGUCGAGACGACAGGAACGCGAGACGCAGCGCACAGCAGAGUAUAGAAAGGGACAGGAAUUUUGAAAAAAGGAUUGAAAUGAGGAGAGAGAGGAGGCGGAGUCCGGAGGAGAGGUCAAAUCGAAGAGGCAAAAGUACAGACGUGAGAAAAGGCAUUUCCACGCACCGAGAGAGACGCAGAAGUAGGAGUCGCGAUGAUCGGCCAGUUAACAAACGCAGUCCACGACACGAUCGCAUAAGGCAGCCUCAAAGUCGAAACAGGGAUCCUCCAUCCAAGCGUCCUACUUCUCCCGCCCGAAACAGUGGAAAACCCAAGCUUAGCCAAGCCGAUCGGGAAGCCCGCCUGCGCGAGAUGAUGGACAAUGCCACCUGGAGAGAGGCAGAUCGCAGCCAGGCGGUGCGCAAACACCGAGAGGAAUACGCUCGGGAAGAAGCUCAACACCAAGAACGCGAAUUUGACAAGGAGUUUAUCAAUAAGGAGGUCAAAAAGGCUAUAGCUAACCAGAAUUCAAUCGGCGAUCGUAUACGGGCUAACCUGAACAAUAUACAACGCACAGCCUCCUCCAUGGACACGAACUUUGCCCGAAAGUAAACUAAAAUUCUUUUAUUUGACAUGCAUAUUUUAAUAUGUAAUGGUUAUGCAACAAAUAGAUUAAACCUGAACUUUUA
Drosophila ananassae is the source of this 1800-nucleotide messenger RNA. It is a transcript of the gene Cwc25, whose product is annotated as pre-mRNA-splicing factor CWC25 homolog. The transcript has 3 exons. Gene Ontology annotation, cellular component: U2-type spliceosomal complex. Bases 140 to 1723 code for a protein of 527 amino acids. The record is from RefSeq and is a predicted model, not a curated record. Gene Ontology annotation, biological process: mRNA splicing, via spliceosome. NCBI's taxonomy places the organism in Eukaryota, Metazoa, Arthropoda, Insecta, Diptera, Drosophilidae.